AUGUCAGCCUCUACCGAAAAGAAAAAGCCCGCCUUCGUCCUCGUGCCCGGUGGCUCUCAGAACCCGGCACAAUAUGGCUACCUUCUCCAUCUCAUCCAGUCGGCUGGCUACGCAGCUUCUACCGGCAUACUCCCCAGCAUUGGUGCUCAAGAAGCCGUGACCGCUCAAGAUGAUGCUGAUUACGUCCGUAAUAGGCUACUAUUGCCUAUGCUGGAUGUUGGCAAUCACGAUGUGAUUAUAAUCAGUCAUUCAUACAGUGGUAUGCCCGCGAGCGCAGCUGCUCGAGGCCUUGGUCCGGCUGACCGAGCCGCUGAGGGUAAAAGUACCUCAGUUCUAGGGCAAAUCUUUCUUGCAUCCAUUCUGCCUAAAGGCGGAGAUGGUUUGAGUGUCAUUGAUGGAUUUGGGGGCCAUAUACCUCCUCAUAUGUACAUCGAUGAGAAGGAAAAUCUUCUUAAAUGCGACGAUCCAACACCCCAUCUCUUCUACGACCUGGAGCCUAUACUUGCCGAGGCUGUAACCAAAGGCUCCCUUAGUCAGGGUUUGACUUCAUUUUCAAGCCCCUGCCCCGAGGCCAGCUGGCACACUGAUGCUUUCCGUGGCCGCGUCGCCUAUAUAUAUACGCUUAAUGAUCAUGCUGUUCCCUACGAGGCGCAGGUUGCUAUGGUUCAGGCUACUGGAGUAGAGUGGAUCACCCGCGAGAUAGCUAGUGGUCAUAGCGCGCAGCUAUCCAACCCCGAGGACCUAACCAAAAUUAUUUUGGAGUUGGGGCAGCAGUGGGAAUAG
Molecule: messenger RNA, 783 nt
Organism: Penicillium angulare
Lineage: Eukaryota; Fungi; Ascomycota; Eurotiomycetes; Eurotiales; Aspergillaceae
Exons: 2
Coding region: 1-783 (260 amino acids)
Source: RefSeq, a predicted model, not a curated record